AUUAUUUGGGCCGGCCCUUUUUAGAAAGGGUAGCGAAAGGGCCCAACCUACCGGCCGUGCUUCUCCUCUUUUGUAUCGAAAUCGGAUAGGAUUCCUGGAAGGGGAUCCGCGUCGUUCUAGAUCUCGGUGAAGCGAGGAGAAGGAGACCAAUAAGAAUCCUAUAAGAAUCGAGGCCGGCGAAGAUCCAUGGCGGCGGCGCUUCGAUCCGCGGCGAGGAGGCUCUGGCUCGGCCGUGGCUCCCUGCUCCAGCGAACGCAGGCGGAGGGGCUCUUCUCGCCAAGCAGAAGCAGGCUCGUCCACACCAGUGAGCAUGCUCCUACAGACCUUACGCGUGAGAUCCAGGAGAAGAGAGAUGAGGUACGAAACUUGGUAUCUAAGGCGGUGCAGAAGAAAAGGGAGUUGUAUGCGUUGGGUAAGGCAGACAAGAAUUGUGAGACUCUUGGUGAGCAUCACAUGCUUCCACUAGCACUCCCAUAUCUUUCUCGGCAAAAAGUCGUUCCAAAACCACAUGGCACUCUCAGGACCUUGAUGCGGUUCGCUACAAGGGCUAACGCUUUGCUGGAUGCAGCUGCCCACGCGACAAUCUUCAUUUUGGUUACUACUGCUUGGGUUAGAGCUAGGGGCGGCAUUGGGGUAAAAGCCCAAACUGUUGAUGAGGAAAAUCAGGGAAGACAAGAUUGAAAAUUGAGAACCAAAGAUGGCUCCGCCAGCUUGUUUUCAGUUAAGUUAUGAUGACUUACAGUUUGGCUAGCUAGCUAGCACUAUGACAUUGUUGUGAUAUUGUGUGACAUGAUAUGUUAUCGUAUCUCUAUCUAUCCGAGUAGAUUGCAUGUA
Molecule: messenger RNA, 834 nt
Organism: Triticum aestivum (bread wheat)
Lineage: Eukaryota; Viridiplantae; Streptophyta; Magnoliopsida; Poales; Poaceae
Exons: 4
Coding region: 187-681 (164 amino acids)
Source: RefSeq, a predicted model, not a curated record